UCGUCUUGGGGCAUCUUCCAAUCCAUGUGGAUCUCUGUAACACCAAGGUCGACACCAUCCGUUACAUCUACUUCUGGGGAUACGACACAGCAGGGACAUUGGAAGCCCUCCUUAUAUUAAUACCAGUAUCUAACAGAUCAAAGUACGCAUUCCAUGCAUAACGGAUUCUUAAACAUAAAGUAAUAUUACAAUGACAAAGUAGUAAUUUGCGGAAGAUAUAGCUAUACUUUUGCUUUAAGUCAAAUUUGUAAGGUCUCUUUUAUACUUUUUCGAUGCAUCGGGCCACAGAUAAAUCAUUUGAAUUAAAAAACAAAAAACAAAAACAUUUCCUGAAGAGGCUCCACGAACAGUAUUCCCUGAUAUUGAAUUGGCCGUCCGACUUCCGGCCCAUUCGCCCCUUUCCAACCAUUUCCGUAGCCUAUUUUCAACGGAAAUGGCCGGUCGUUUUCGGAGUGGAAAUGGGCCAUUCGUCACCACUCGCCACUUUCCGUAACCGCUAUUCGGAUUGUCCCGGAAUAACACGACUUGGUCACGAAUGGAAAUGGGCGAGUCAACACGUCACUACAUUAUGACGUCACGUAAUUGUGUCGUCACGUCAUUGUCUCGCCAUAUUCGUGGAGACUGGUCGUGUGUUUCAAUGAUGCCAAAGAUCUCUGUCUAAAAUGGGAUGCAAACAGACCAAGGUUAAGCCUUUCAAGCAGACAUCUCCCGAGGAGGCUCUGACGGGCAAGAUCAACUGUCCUCACGAGCUGUACUACGCCAAGUGUCAGGUGACACCGCCCACACCCCGCCUGUCAGAGGCGCAGAUUCUUCAACAGCUUCGAGAUGAGGGCUUGGUCCCCGACCGUCAAUCCAGCGGAGGAGUGGCCUUCUCUGUCCCUGUCGUGGAGGAGGUUGUUCCCCGUGGCAAAGCUCCCCGACGUCUGGAGCAAAUCCCUGUGCGAUGCUUCUACACAGCUGAGAGGAGGAGACAGAAGGCUGAUCUGUUCCGACUUGACAGGUUCGUGGAGAAAGUCCAGAGGAAACAACUGGACAGAGAGAUAAAGCACAAAGCUGUCAAGGACGAGAAGAAACGUCGCCAAUUCAUCAAGAAAAUGAAGGCGGAACAUCAGCUCCAGAUGAGAGAGCAGAAACUUGAAAGAUUGGAGGAAGAGCGGGUGGCGAGGAGGAAGAAGCCAGCCAAGAAAUAGACUGAGUGGAGCCAGUUGAUGAUGGUCGGUAUGAUGUAGAGAACAGCGGGUGAUACAAGUACAUCAAGAACAUUAACUGAAAAAAAAGAACAAAAGGAAAACGGAACAAAAUAAAAGCAUCAGGCCCAGCGAAACAGGAAGCCAGAAGAUGCAGUAGAAAUGAAUACAGUUCUUACGCUUGCACUGUUAAUAUUUUGGAAAACUCUUUUUUCCCCUGAUUUUAAAUGUUUAAUUGGACCUCUUUUAUGUGGCAUAUUAUCUGUAUAUCUAAUGUACGUUGUGUUUAUAAUGUACCUGUAAUGGUUGUAUACUUUAUAAUA
Haliotis rufescens (red abalone) is the source of this 1510-nucleotide messenger RNA. RefSeq lists its product as uncharacterized. The transcript has 2 exons. Bases 663 to 1190 code for a protein of 175 amino acids. Lineage: Eukaryota; Metazoa; Mollusca; Gastropoda; Lepetellida; Haliotidae. The record is from RefSeq and is a predicted model, not a curated record.